Molecule: messenger RNA, 749 nt
Organism: Bolinopsis microptera
Lineage: Eukaryota; Metazoa; Ctenophora; Tentaculata; Lobata; Bolinopsidae
Product: mannose-P-dolichol utilization defect 1 protein homolog
Exons: 2
Coding region: 89-706 (205 amino acids)
Source: RefSeq, a predicted model, not a curated record
UUCUACUAACUACUUCUAGUUUUACAUUUACGCUGCCCUUGUCAAUUUGUUCACUGAUUUCUACCGGAAAUAUUGUUAAAUUCAAGGUAUGAUGGAGGUGGAUGGAAUGACGAUUCUAGGCUAUGUUUUGGCCGUGAUGGGCUCAGUGGCGUUUAUACCACAGAUUCAGACUAUAUUGAAAUCUAAAAGUGGGGAGGGCUUGGAUCUUGUCAUGUUCUCUAUAGCUGACUUCGUGACGGCUCUUGUGACUUCUCUUUGUAUUAAAUCAGGACUAGACAUCAGCAACUGGGCGGAAGUGAUAGUAACGAACAUCCAAGUGUUCACAAUCCACGCUCUAGCCCGCUACUACCUAAACCAACCGAAACAGCUGUCCCUCCUUUUCGGAGCAAAGCUUCUGUACAUCGCCGUCCUAACAGUAGCACCCCUCUCCUGGAUUAAGAUUGUGAUGAACUGCCUGCUACCAGUGGUGCUAUUUGAACGAGGAGGUGCUGUGUACAAGCACUACAAGAAUAAGUCAACAGGGCAGCUGUCUGGGGCUACUCUUUUUCUGCAGUGGGCUCAGAUCUCCGGCAGGAUCUUCACAUCGGUCAUGUCAGGGGCUGAAACUGAUUUCAUUGCUCCAAUGGUGCUGCAAUGCUUCUUUGGGACCAUUAUUCUCGGACAGUGGUUGUUGUACAGAUCAGCGAAAGAUGAAAAGACAGAGUAAGGCCAAGUUGGGGACUUUUAUUUAAUGUGAAACUUGGUGAAAA